AUGGUCGACAAAGGAAAAACGUAAUUUUUAUUUAGAAAAUCUUCUCUGAAUCAAAGCAGCAUUAGUCUUGGUUUAGAUUUAAUGAGGUACUUACCCCAUCGAAAAAUAAAAAUCAAUUAAUAAUAAUAUAUAAUGUUUUUUUAUAUAAAAUUAUUUUUAUCCAAAAAAGAUUUAGAAGCCUUACCAGAGUCGUACCCAUUUUUAGAACCAGUUGAUUAUGUAGGCUUACAAUUAACUAACUACCCGCUCAUCAUCAAGCAGCCAAUGGACCUUUCAACUGCCAGAAGAAAGCUUAUCACUGGAAAAUAUUCUUCUCUUGAAGACUACAUCUCAGACUUAAACCUAAUUUGGGCUAAUUGCAAGACCUACAACCUAGAAGGUUCUGAUAUCUAUGUUAUGGCGCAAAAGAUGGAAUCAAGCAUGCAUCAUUAUUAUAAAAAGCUUUUAAAUAAGCAGCAGGAGCACUCACAAAGCAACACAGUCUCUUUUGCAGAAAAAGUUGAAUUUGCAGAGAGAGUUAGAAAGGUUGCCCCAAGUGUCUUAAAAGAAAUAGUAGAAAUUGUACAAAAACAGUGCAGCAAUGCGUAUUCUGAGCCAAGAGAAGACAAACUACAGAUUAAAGUGGAUUUAUUAGAUAAGAACACGUUUACAAGGAUUUCAGAGCUUGCCGAAAAUUAUAUCGCAAGCAGGCCUAAAAAGAUCCGGAAAGUGUCUAAAGCAUAA
Messenger RNA from Blepharisma stoltei, 723 nucleotides. The record is from the annotation of a GenBank genome assembly. NCBI's taxonomy places the organism in Eukaryota, Ciliophora, Heterotrichea, Heterotrichida, Blepharismidae.